AAAUUAAAAUAACUAUUUCCACCAUUUUUAUUCGUAUUUAUAUUUUUGCAAAAUGUUUCGUCGUUUGAAUCUUGCAAGAACAAAAUCAUGGAGCCUUUUCAAAACAUUUUGUAGAGGAAACUCCAGUGUUUGUGAGCAAUUGGAAUCGGGCCACUGUUCCGGCACCAUGGCAGAUGUUAUUGAAAAGAUUUCAAAACAAAUUGGCCUGGAGCCGGGCUAUCACACCAUACCCAAGUCCCGCGAAAACCUGCUCGCUUUCCAGCCCAAGCAUGAAGAGUUGCCAACGCGCAGCAUGCAGGACUCGUAUACAACGGCUCUGAUACCACUGGGAGAUGACGAGUUAGCCCGAGAGCGUUAUGUCAAUCACUUGGGCCGGUUGAGGUUUGGGCGUCUGUUGGAGGAACUCGAUAUGUUUGCAGUGUGGAUUUGCCAUCGACACCUGAAGAUACCGACGCUGCCCGAAGAGGUGCCAUUGCCGUACACAUUUGUCACCCUGCUCGUCGACACCAUCGAGUUUAUGAACCACGACCACAUCAGGGCGGACAUUGACAUUCAACUGUCCGGCCAUGUGUCCUGGACUGGUCGCAGUUCCCUUGAUAUACCAAUAUAUGUGAGACAGAAGGACGUCUUUGGCGUGGAACGAACCAUUACCAGGGCCAUCUUUAUGAUGGUUGCCCGCAAUGCCACAAACACGGGCUCCGCGCCAGUAAAUCCCCUAAAGCCAGCCAAUGAGCUGGAGCAGGAGUGUUGGAAGGAAGCGGUUGAGCGACAAAAACAGCGGCGCACCAAACACGCAAAGUCCGUGUUCCUGGUCGAGCCCACAAAGAACGAGGAGCAACUCAUGUAUGAUCUGUUUAAGCGUACGAAUCACGACGAUAUUCUAGAGUUUGGCAAACGCACGUUGCCGGCCAAAUGUCGCUGGAUGGAUGACAGCUACCAGACCACAAUAAUACAUCCAUUUCCAGAGAACCGCAAUGCUCAGAAUACCAUCUUUGGAGGUUUUAUCAUGCGGAAUGCUGUCGAGAAUAGUUUCAUAACGGCCAGCAUUUACGUUCGCGGACGUCCUAUUCUUGAAUAUAUAUCGGACAUUAGCUUUAUGGCACCCGUAAAAGUGAAUUCUUUCUUGCGAAUGACUGCCUAUGUGGUCUAUACGGCAGAGAAUUAUGUACAAUUAAUGACAGUUGCCCACAUCAUUGAUGGGGCGACAUUUGUGGAAACUGCGACCAAUGCGUUCUACCUCACCUAUUCGUCGGAUACUAAGGUGGAAGAGGUCCUGCCACGCUCCUAUCAAGAGACCUUGUGGUACAUUCAUGGACGACGUAAACUCUUGGCCGUGAAGAAUGUGGAUGGCUAUGGGAAGGAGCCCCCACAGGUAGAUCCCAAAGCGGAUAAGGCUAAAGUGAAAGCAAAAGCUGAACCAAAACAACAAAAACAAUAAUGAAGCUACAAAAAUAUUAACAAUCAAAAUAUCAAGUUCGUUAAAAGCUUCUAUUUAGUGCUUUUCGGCUAUAUUUGUAAAAAGUCAAGAACGGAGUGUUCUUAAAACAAAUCUGAAUCAAAAGUUUUGCUUCCACGCUGUAAGUUGUAGAUCUAAAUCGAUUACAGGAAAGGUUACAUUUCCAUAAAAGUUAAAAUACGAUUGAUAUCACGUAAAUAGUAGAUUUGACAAAUUUUUGUUCUGUAUAACGAAAAUUGUUGUAAUGAGUACGUAUUUAUUUGAAUAAAGUAUUUUAUUCUUAAUUAAGAAAUAA
This is a messenger RNA of Scaptodrosophila lebanonensis, 1751 nucleotides long. Its product is annotated as acyl-coenzyme A thioesterase 9, mitochondrial-like. Gene Ontology annotation, molecular function: fatty acyl-CoA hydrolase activity. NCBI's taxonomy places the organism in Eukaryota, Metazoa, Arthropoda, Insecta, Diptera, Drosophilidae. Gene Ontology annotation, cellular component: mitochondrion. Gene Ontology annotation, biological process: acyl-CoA metabolic process. The transcript has 3 exons. The coding region runs from base 53 to 1438 and encodes 461 amino acids. The record is from RefSeq and is a predicted model, not a curated record.